Messenger RNA from Canariomyces notabilis, 1417 nucleotides. RefSeq lists its product as uncharacterized. The transcript has a single exon. Lineage: Eukaryota; Fungi; Ascomycota; Sordariomycetes; Sordariales; Chaetomiaceae. The record is from RefSeq and is a predicted model, not a curated record. Bases 284 to 1417 code for a protein of 377 amino acids.
UGUCUUGGUCAACGGCCGCUAACCAUGAGUCUUUUCAUAUUGUGACUAUCAUGGCGAACAGCCCAACAAUGACUGACCAGCAGACUCGGACAGUCAUGCGGUCCUCGAGGACGUCGAUUUAAAGUCCUUGUCGCCCAGCCCAUACCGACGGCCUCUUGCUUAGCAUCACAAUCAGCUCAAGCAUUGUUUCAAUACGUUUCUUUUCCUCUCAGGCUUGACAACAACACAGCACCACAAAGCACAGACCUCCAAGCCGAACAAGAAGAUAAGCAGUCCCAUAACCAUGUCUUCAACAAACGUAGCGCUCGAGAACACUGACUACGACCCAGCCUGGGACACCGUCCUCUUCGACGAAUGCGUGCUGCUCGACGAGAUCGAGGCGCACCCCAUGCUCUGCCAGGACUGCAAAAUGAGGCUGGUCCAACUAAUCGAAGUCGCCUUCAAGCAUCGCCUCAAAACCGAGCCCUCCCUCUCCAUCCCCACGGGAUCACACAUCCGCGCCCUCUUCCGCCUCCCCGCGGCCGAGUUCCAAGAGCUCCCCGCCCGCCCACGGCUCUGGUUCAAAACCUCCCUCACCGCCAACGGCGAACCCUUCUUCGCAGCCAAAUGGAUCAAGCAGAUGCUCCGGCCCGACUGGUACAACUCUCUGGUCGAAGACACCGUCUUUGCCCUUUGCUCCGCCUCCGCCCCGGCCUAUGAAUCAGGCCAAGCCCCGCCCGACGCCUGGACCCCGGACCAAUGCAAGCUCUGGUUCACGCUGCGCGGGCGGUACACGAUCCAGGACGCGCGGCUGGGGCGGUCGUUGGCUGACUUUCUGCAUUGUCAUUUGAUGAUGCUCAACAGCGCGCUGGGGUACCCGGGCCACUGGGCCGAGCACGAAUGUGGCGGCCGCUGCUACCCCCGCGUGCCAGGGGACGCAUAUUAUCCGUACGGGGGAGACGUGAAGAGACAGACGGCGGCGGUGUUCGCGUCGGCUAUGAAGUAUGCUGACGAGCAGCUCGAGCCCGUGGUUGGUCGGUUGUUUGCGGAGCGGUUGCGGCAGACUGGGCAGGAUGAUGCCAUGCGCUGCAUGGCGGGGUUGGAGCAGGAGCCGUACUUCAAGGCCCGGUUGGAGGCGGCGGUGAAUUUCUCGAGUGUUGAGAAGCUUGAGGAAAUGGCGGAGGAGAGAGUGGCUGGUUGGCGGCGGGAUAUUGCUGCGCGGCGGGAGACUGGGGGAGGGGAGGUCACUGCUUUGGACUUUGAGGACCUGUAUGAGCCUAUUGAUGGGUCCAUCACCAUUAGGUACGACCCCAGCGAUCCGGAAGUCAUCAAUGCAUUCGCGCUGUCGUUGAUGAAUCAUCUUGUGUGUGAUAUAGUGGGUUGGGAUGGUGAACCCGGACACAGGAGAGCCGGUCGUUGGGUCGUUCGAGAGCGCUGA